GAUAGGACAGCUUUGUAGAGUAACACUCCCCCCUCCCUCCUCUCUCUCUUCUCUAUCUCUACAUAUCUCUUUCUGUUUCUCUAUCUCUAUAUCUCUAUUAUAUGUCUAUCUCUAUCUGUAUUUUUUUUUUCUUCUCUCUCUCUCUCUCUCUCUCACGCAUAUUCACAGAGGGGGAGGUGAAUCGUGCUGUUAAUGGUACAAACCUGCUUUUUGGUGGAGAGAAGAACCUGAUGCCCCUUUUGAUGUGUGAGUGGGUGGUGCUCUUUUCUUAACUGCUGAUGGGUGAAGAAAAGGGCCAUCCUUGAAGUGGGUUGUUUUGAGUUUGAUGCUCAGUGGUGGUGGUGGUGGGGCUUGGAGUUUGGGAGAGAGGCUUAGCUAUAUUGUUAUGCUGACAAGGUCUAGUUGUGGAGGAGAUAGAAGUUCUUGUGACUGUUGUGGGCAAGACAGCACAAGAAAGGUGAAGCUUAUCAUCAGAUGUUAUCCAUUGAAAACCCUCCACCAGAUCCCCCAUGUCCUUGCGAAAUCUCUCACCUGAAAAGUUGCAGUGAUGAGAGGGCUUCUGAUAAGGUUGCCUUGCAAGAGGUGGAUCUGUUGAAGUCAGGCCUUGAUAGCUACAACCCACUCCCCAAAUUCUCCAUUAGAGAUUAUGUGUUUGGUUCCAGGAGCAAGGAUAUCAAGAACAGUUGGCCAUUUUCUCAGGAAAAUUUGCAACUUUGUUUGAAGCAUGGCGUGAAAGAUUUGCUCCCGCCUUUCCAGCCUCUUGAUUCUGUUAGAAACCGGGUUUUUGAGAGAUGCGCGGUUGAAACUAGUCUGAUUGGAAAGGAAAAUAUAAGCAAUUUUGAUGGGGAGCCUUCUGGGCCGAGCGAUCAUUUUGUAUCCAUGUCCUCUGAUCACACCAGUUGUGACAAGAAUCUAGCCCCGGAUUGUGUAAAUAUAGGUUUGAUUGGAUCUGAAGCAGGUAAAGAACUUGAAAGAAAUCAACCUCAUUCUGAGAUAAAUUCAGUUCCUACUGAUCUUGAAGCUACAGUUCCUCCUGUGUCCCCCAAAACCGAGAGCGAUAGCACAAACCAACCACCGGUUAAGAAGUGUAGAUUGAUAGUGAAAGUGGGUAGUGGCGAUCCUAGCUCAAACCAAGAUACUUCAGCAAAUUGUGUGGCAGUUCCAGAUACAAUGGCUUCGAAUGUGUGCCCGGUUUGCAAGGUGUUCUCGUCCCCUUCCAAUACUACCUUGAAUGCUCACAUUGAUCAGUGCCUUUCUGUGGAGUCAACUGUCAAGUGGACCGCGAAUUCUAGGGUAAUUAAGCAUAGAAUAAAGCCGAGGAAGACAAGAUUAAUGGUGGAUAUCUAUACAACAGCCCGACAUUGCACACUGGAAGAGCUUGAUAAAAGAAAUGGGACAAGCUGGGCCACAAACUCUUGCUUGCCUUCUCGCGAAACUGUGGAGCGUUCUGAAGAAGAAAAGCAAAGAGUUUCACCGGUUAAUUCCAAGGACAAGGGCCAUGAACGCGCAGUUUAUAUUGAUUCCAAUGGUACAAAACUUCGAAUUUUGUCAAUGUUCAGUGAUACAUCAUCAGUACCAAAAUUAGAAGCAGAUCCCGGUCCCAGAAAAAGCAAAUUGCUCAAAAAUCUCAAGAAAAGGCAUCAUGCUCAGAAACAUCACAAAUACCUGAAACUUGCUCCUCAGAGCAAAAAAUUUUGCACUUCCAAGGCCCGGCGUAUUUCUGAGGUUCAUGGAGAAUCUGGAGGGCGAAAAAGAAAUUUUGCAUCGGAAGAAAGUUGCAGGAAAGAGGAAAGACUGACACAGCCCUUCAAUGCUCAAGAUCAGAUCAAACCGAACAAUUCAGGAACUAUAACGAAAUGGGCAUGCUCUAAACGGACUGGUCACUUGAAAAGGCGCAACCGUAAGGAAGGCCCUCAGCAUUUGGGAGGUAACUUUAGGCAGGAAUUGCUAGUUGAAAGUGAUCAAUCAUCUUUAGGUGAGUCAUACAUGGAGAGAAGCCGUGUUCAAAAAACUCCAAACUCUUACGAGAGUCCACUUUCUUCUCCUGAAAGCAGCAAGAGAAUGGAGAAUUAUUUGUACGAAGCGCCCAUUAAUGAAUGUGAUGAGCCGCCACCUGUGAGAAAGAGAGUUGUAUUCAACUCAUUUGGGUCUGGCAAGCAGUUGAGAAAAGACGGCACAUCCGUGGAUGGAAGUUUCAAGGAUUUUGCAAGUAAUGGAGAAAACUAUGUUCCUUAUUUUGGCAAGGAACUAGUUGAGGUAAACGACAAUCCUGUAAACAAUAGUUCUCAAGUUGUUUGCUCAAAUCUGUCACGGAGUCAUCGUGCAUUCUCAUCAAAAUCCACAAAGUUAUCUUCUUUGAGGAAGCGCAUGUUGUCAGUCCAGCAGUUAUCUCUGCCUGAAUCCAAGUAUAAGGUGAAUAGGAAGUGUUUGUCCCGUAAGAAGUCUGGAGUGCGUUGCAUGCCAAAAAUAGAUAAAGGGGUUGUGGCAUUGGCUCCUGAAGGUGUUGAAAAACAUGAUUCUAUGGAGAAGCAUUUUGAAAGUCAAUCUAGAAUAGAAAAAAUCACUGGCAAAGUCUCUCUUGGAAGAGGCAGUGUUCUGAAAAUCAAAAAGAAGAGGCGAGCUUUUAGUAUCUCUGAGGAUGAGGAAUCCAUGGCUUUGCAAUCUGCAUCCGAGUAUCAGGGUGAUGAAGUACAAAAUGAUGAUUUAGCAGAUAGAUCUGAUGACAUAAAAUCCGGUGGAAAAGGGAUUCAAACUCAUGGGGACAAUAUUGUGACUGGAACAUCCUCGGUAUUGGAUGUUGGGCGAAAUGUUGCGAGUUUGAGCAAAUCGUUGGUUCCGGACUUUCACAAGCUGGCUAGUCCUUCCAAUGCCGUAACUGGGUCAUUGCAAUCUGCUGUAUUUAAGAGGUCUUUGUGUGGAGUUGAAACACCAUCAUGUCCUACUGAUCCAAGUUUGGGUGAUGAACAAGAGAUGUUUUGUGUGGAUGAGGUUGGCAAUACUAUGAUAACCCAAAAGACUGAUAUGGGGGCAGAAAUGGAUUCUAAUGAUGGGCAAAGAAAUUACUUCACUGAGGUUGAUCCAAUACCUAUUCCAGGACCACCUGGAUCAUUUUUGCCGAGUCCUAGGGAUAUGGGUUCAGAAGAUCUUCAAGGCAAUUCAUCAUUAACCACGAGCUUGGUUCAAACCUCUGAAGAUCACCAUGAUCUGGUUGAUAGAGAUUCAUCAGAUUCUCCGAUAUCUGCAAUGUCAACCAUUUCUAACUCCAUGAUUGCAAGAUCUGGUUCAAAAUCUUCAGAAAGACUGUCUGUAGGACCUCAUGUCACUCAAGAUGAGAUUACUGCUCGAGUUCCUCAUCCAGUGACUUUACAAGCCGAAAGAGUCAAUCCAGAUGAAUUGAAAGUCAACAUGAUCGUCCCCGAAAAGGAACCUAUCAGUUUCAGAAAUGAUCAGCCAUGUUGUUGCUUGCGGAAGGAGGGAAUGCCUCGGGGUGUUUCUUUAAAUUAUCAAGAGUCGCAACUUCUGAGAAGACGGACCAUGGCAUCAUUGCCCAUUCCUGCCAUGGGAAAGCAGCUGAGUUUGAACAUGCCUGAAGUGAUUUCUUGGGGCAAUUUCCCUAGUUCAGGAUCAGAAAAGGUGGUUUUCCCUGUCACGAAUUCAGUUGUAGCUCCCGUUUCUGUAAAAGUUGCUGCUGAUUCUACGCUUAAGUCCCCAAUUUAUGGCGAUUGUGAUUCUGCUAGUCCGUCUGCUUCCAAUCCUGUUCUCAGGUUGAUGGGGAAAAAUUUAAUGGUGGUCAACAAAGAAGAAAAUGUUUCCCCACAAUUUAGACCAGCCCAGUCAGGUUCUUUGAAUGACCAUCCAAAUCUGCAAUUCCGAACACUUUCUGGAGUCUCUCCUGGCAAUAUUCAAAGUGAGGACUCACGUUCCUUUCAUCAUAUGGCCCAUCAAUACCCUCCCACCUCCAGCCAGAACCAAUUCAACACAGGUUUUCAAGUCGAGCUGCCAAACAAUUUUGGAGGUCAUGUUUCUCAUUGGACAUCACAAAUAUAUUCUCAUGCUUCUGCAGGCACGUUUUUACACAAGAAUGUGGAUGGUGGUUUUGCACCAUCCUUGGAGCUGCAUGAAUACAAAGUUCGAUACAGUUUGCCUAAUGAUCAAAACAGAUCCAGAGACGGACUGUAUACUCCUUUGGCAUAUAAUAUGGAAAAAGUUGCAACAAUUUCAGAUACCCAACGCAUGCUUUGCAGAUUCUAUAACCAAUCCUGCGAAGGAGAUCAUCGUCAUUGACGAUACUCCUGAAAAGGAUGCUGAUGUACCAUAUUCUGAAGGCAUGAAGGAAAGUCGGGUAAGUUCAGCUGGCAUUUCUAUUCCGAUGGCUGCAAAUUAUCACUUAAGGCAUGUGAAUCCUUUUUAUAGUUAUCAGCCACAGGAUUCUUCUCCCUACAAUGGAGCGAGCGCAAGUCCAAUUAACUGGAAUUGUACUUCGGAAGGUUCCAAUGUCAUCAUUCCUCCGAGUUCUCUAAUGGCUUCAUCAUCAUCAUCCUCAACAGGUCAUCUGCGUUCUUCAUUGUAUUAUUCUCCGAACUUUUCAUAACCCACAAGCUUUGCUUCAACUUCUGCAUCAUCACAUGUGCCAUACCGGGUUUCGCAUCAAAAAUUGUGCUGAGACUGCGCAUAGUUCUUACUUGAUGGACUGACAUCGAUUUCCAAAUGGCAUGAAGACUGGUGGUUUCAUCGCAAAAACCUUCAAAAAGUUCAGCAGAUGAGUGUUCUUAAUUGCGUUGUCUUUGAUAAAGUGACUGCUAAAUUAUAUCAUAUGUAAAACUUGGUAGUUUUAAGCAGUUUUUUGAGGCUUCUGCAUAGACUAAUGUACAAGCAAAGUUUAAAUAAUAAAUUACCCUGAGAAACUUUUUUCCCAAUACAUGAAGAAUGUUCAUCUUUUCAACCUA
Molecule: messenger RNA, 4946 nt
Organism: Camellia sinensis
Lineage: Eukaryota; Viridiplantae; Streptophyta; Magnoliopsida; Ericales; Theaceae
Source: RefSeq, a predicted model, not a curated record